AGUCGUGCGCGCUAACGCUCGUUUUCCUCGCUUUUCCGCUCGACAAUUUUCCACCGCGGCCACAACAAUUACAGGCGACAAAAGCGUGCAAACACUUUUUUUUGCUUUCAAACGUUUUACUGCAAUCGCCUUCUCUGUGUGCGAGACGGUGGACUUUUUGCGGCUUUGGUUUUUCCGUUCGCGUGUGUUUUCUUUCGGUGUUUUGUGUUUUCCGCUGCGAAUACGGGACCCAAAGGAAAGCCACGAUAAACACAAAGGGAAAUUGGGAAACCGCGGCGCCGCAACUUUUGCCAAAUUGAUUUUUAUUGUGUGAGACGCCGAGUUCAAGCAUUAUAUAAAGAAUCUAGCAAGGAAAAGGUGGACCUCGCUAAUUGCCGUUGGAAAAAGGUGAACAAUGCGCAGUGCAAACGGGAUGUAAAGGAUAAGCGAAACGCAAACGACAAGCGAGUGAACAUCGGAGAGGGGACGAGGACACGGGGCUCCACUUUUCCAAGAGGCCGUUUCCCAGGGAGGCAAGGUGAAUCUGUUCCAGCAUACGAUGUCAUCGAUCUCGGCGCAGGGCGUGGUCGAGCGAGCCUCCGCCGAGUUGUCCAAGCGGAUCAAUGGGCUGGGCCUGCGCUCGAAGCAUCACCACAGUUCCUCCAGCGGCGGUGGAGGAGGAGGAGGAGGUGGCGGGGGAGGAGGAAGUGGUGGUGACUCCGCCUCCACAAGCGGGGCCACGCCCACUCCAGCGGCACCCAGCGGCAAGACAUCGGUGAUGGAGCGCGUGACGAAUGCCCUCUGCGGCGGAGGCAACUCCAACUCCAAUUCCAACUCCAAUUCCAAUUCCAACUCAGGAUCCAAUAGCAACUCCUCCACGCCGGCUGCUGCAGCGGCCGUUCCCUCGCCCGCCAGCAAUGCCAAUCCUCCCCAGACGCCGGACAAGCCGUCGCGGGGCAGUAGCCCCAGUCCCGGCGGAGCCAUCACCCAGUCGUCGCAGGUCCAGAACUCCACACACCACCUCCUGCAGCAGCAGCAACAGCAGCAGCAACAGCAACAGCAGCAGCAACAUCUGCAGCUGCAACAGUCACAGCAGCAACAUCUGCAGCUGCAGGCCUCCACGCUGAUCAACUCCAACCACCAUGUGCUGGUGGGUCCGGCCCCGCCCACUGGGAUGCCCAUGCCGCUGGGCGCCCCGCCCACGCCCACAGUGAAGUCCAUUGCCAAGCAGAUGAACAUAACCAUACCGGGUGGCGGGGCAGUGAACCCGGGCUCGCCCACCUUCAGCACCAUGGGCAUGGUGGCCGCCCAAAAGGCGGCGGCCAGUGGCGGCGGCACGCCCCUGCAGCUGCGCAAACAACUGCCCAAUCCGCACCUGCACCCGCACCUGUACGGCAACAUGUCGCCGCUGAUCAUGCAGCACCAGCUGGUGCAGCACCCGCCGCCCAUCCACAGCAUCGAGCAGCUGCUGCUGGACGAUCGCUUUCUGAGCCGCUUCUUCCAGUACUUCUCGCCGUACGAGCGCCGCGUGCUGGCCCAGGUGUGCGUCAAGUGGCGGGACACACUGUACCGCAGUCCGCGCUACUGGAGCGGCCUGCUGCCCACGCUGCAGUGCCGCGAGCUGCGCCAAAUGGCCGGCUGCGACCGCGGCAAGCUCUACAACUCGCUCAUCCGUCGGGGCUUCCACGCCCUCGGCCUCGUCGGCGCCUCCGACGAGGACGCCCUCGACGUGGUCCACUCCUUCCCGCUCGCCUCCAAGCACGUCCACUCGCUCAGCCUGCGCUGCUCCUCCAUCAGCGACCGGGGGCUGGAGACCCUGCUCGACCACCUGCAGAGUCUGUUUGAACUGGAGCUGGCUGGCUGCAACGAGGUGACCGAGGCGGGUCUGUGGGCGUGUCUAACGCCCCGAAUUGUGUCCUUGUCGCUGGCGGACUGCAUCAACAUCGCGGACGAGGCGGUGGGGGCGGUGGCCCAGCUGCUCCCCUCCCUCUACGAGUUCUCGCUGCAGGCUUACCACGUCACGGAUGCGGCACUCGGCUACUUCUCGCCCAAACAGAGCCACAGCCUCAGCAUCCUGCGACUGCAGUCGUGCUGGGAACUAACCAACCAUGGCAUCGUUAAUAUCGUGCACUCCCUGCCCCAUCUCACGGUGCUGAGCCUCUCCGGCUGCAGCAAGCUGACGGACGACGGCGUGGAGCUGAUUGCCGAGAACCUGCAGAAGCUGCGCGCCCUGGACCUGUCCUGGUGUCCCCGCAUCACGGACGCCUCGCUCGAGUAUAUCGCCUGUGAUCUGAACCAGCUGGAGGAGCUGACACUGGAUAGAUGCGUGCACAUAACGGACAUUGGUGUGGGCUACAUCUCCACGAUGCUCUCGCUGACCGCCCUCUUCCUGCGCUGGUGCUCCCAGGUGAGGGACUUCGGGCUGCAGCACCUGUGCUCCAUGCGGAACCUGCAGGUGCUGUCCCUGGCCGGCUGUCCGCUGCUGACCUCCUCGGGCCUGUCCAGCCUGAUCCAACUGCGGCACCUGCAGGAGCUGGAGCUGACCAACUGCCCGGGGGCGUCGCACGAGCUGUUCGACUACCUGAAGGAGCACCUGCCCCGCUGCCUGAUCAUCGAAUAAUCGAUCAUUGAUCAUUGAUUGGAUUGAUGGACGGACGAUCCCGGAGCACUCACUGAUUUUGGUUUGGGUAUUCGAGUAUGCUAAUUUGGUACACUUAACCUCCAGUCGGCAAGUUCCUCGCGUGCUAUGUGACUUUAACUUUCCGUCAACACUGUACUCUAUCCCUUAUAGUUUUAGACUUUUUAUGAUUUCUGCUGUGAUUUGAUACGGAACUUAGUUAAGUUGAUCUGUUUAAGACGAUGAUGUACCACAAAAGACCCGAAAGAUGAUAUUUAUUUACAUGCAAUACAAGAUAUGUCUAAUAUACAUAUACAUAAAUAUAUAUUUAUAUUUAUAAAUAUACAUUAUUUAUAUUAUUGUAGUUUUUAACGAACCUUUUAUUUACUACUUCGCUGUAACCAAACAUACAGUCUACGUGUAAAUUACUAAAAAAGAGACAAACUCAAAACAAAAUUAAAACAAAACAUUGCGCCCAAAAGACGAACAAACAACAAAUAGAAAUUACAAAAAAAAAAAAAAACGAAAUACAAAGUGAAUCAAAAUAUGCAAUUAAAUUACAUUAGUUCAAAGAAGUAAAACCGCAGAAGAGGAUAAUUCGAAAAUAUUUACGAGUGUAGCGAAAACAGGCCAAAGUUGCCGGCAGCUUUAGAUUGAAAUUGCAAUUGAAAUUUACAAAUCCUAGACUUUUGCAUCCCCUGACCAGUGAAACCUUACUUCGAUUGUACCAUAUGACUACUCUGUAAUUAACUUACGGCAACUGAAAGUAUUUUAAGCAAGGAAUCGGCGACAGAAAGUGCACGCUACCAAAACGAAGUCAAUAUUAAACACAAUGUUUAGCAAAUUGUUGUCAAGUUGCGAAUUGCAAUUGCGAAAUCAUAGACACAAACAAUCGACUUCUGGCCGUCAAAGAUACUCUAUAUAUCUAGCUUACGUUAUCGAGCUGCUCUUCUCGUUAAGUAAAACCCUCACUCAAACCUAAUGUAAAUGCUUUGUUUUUAAAUCCAAUGUGAGAGAGUUUCAUCGGGAACAUUAAGCAAUCGGAGAUUGGAAACGGCAGUCUUAAACCAAGAACAACACAACUCUACAAGUACAUGAUAAAAUAAAUAAAUGGUA
Drosophila gunungcola (fruit fly) is the source of this 3712-nucleotide messenger RNA. RefSeq names its product F-box/LRR-repeat protein 16. The record is from RefSeq and is a predicted model, not a curated record. Gene Ontology annotation, molecular function: protein binding. NCBI's taxonomy places the organism in Eukaryota, Metazoa, Arthropoda, Insecta, Diptera, Drosophilidae.